AUGAACCCCGCCCUCCAUCUGUACAGAAUCUUCUUAAUUGACAUCUGGGUUCUAGGCGCAAUGGUCGAAGAAGCAAAAAAGAGAUGCGAGGCUGUGAUGAGUACGCUAGAAACCUUAUCCUUGAAUCCAUCCUGCAAGCAUACUCUCCUCAGAUUGAUCCAAUCAGAGCUCUCUUUCCUCUCUCGCGUUUCAUCAAAUGACUUCACUCCAAAUUCCGACCCCUCAAUUUCUGUCAACAUCGGCCAUUUUGAAGCAGUAGUUCACGUCCUUCAACAUCCAGACAUAUCUGGCGUGACACGUGUCUGCAAAACAAUCAAAUUCCAACCCACAAGACACAACGAGCUUCAUAAAGGUGCGCAUGUUGAUAUAGUUUGCACUUUCAAUGGAAACCCAGUUUGGUUUAUUGUAUCCGAUAGGAACCCAAAGUAUAUAUCAUGGAACACCCAUCAAGAAUCUUUAAAAAACAAAGGUUUACAGGCUAAAAUCCAUCUUCUUCUUGAAGCAGCUCACACCUCUGUUGCAUUAAAACCUACUUCCAUAAUCUUUUUCUUCUCAAACGGGCUAGACAGAUUCACACUCGAUAAUUUUCUUAACGAAUUUCAACCCGUUGACAUCGGAUCAACAUUUUCGAAUUUUGACAUUAAUUUCUCCAAAGAACUAGAAGAUGGAUGGAUAGAUGUUCUUCCAAGAUCAUAUCAGCAUGCAUCUGUUCUUGAAAUAAAGCUCGAUUCUCCACCUGUCAUAAAGGAGCCUUUUGUAACCAACCCUUUGGUAAAACCUACUAAUGUCAAAUUUGAAGGCUCUUUUGGCAAUCUUGUUUCACAAAUGAGUUCACCAGAUAAUGAAAAUUACAUAAACUUUGAUACAACAGCUUUGAUUGCUAUUGUAUCGGGUAUCAGCAAUGGUGGAACACAAAAGCUUUUGGAUACACCUGAAGCGGAGUUAAGAUCCCGGUUUAAAGGGAACACGGAGUUUGUGAUCUCCCAGGUUAUGUCUGAGAUUAAGGAUCCGAUACAUGUGGAUAUAGGGAAGGUUAUGUUUGGGAGAAAAGGUAUUGUAUGCGAGAGUGUUUUUGAGGAGUUUAAGGAUUUGGUUUUGAUGUGUGGAGGGGUUAAUGAGAAGUUAAGGGCAGGUGAGUUGGUGAAACAUGUGGUGGUUGUUAAAGAUAGUCCUUCAACACGAAUGAUGAGUCUUCCAACCACUAGAAAACUUGCAUUGAAGAAUAAGAUUGUUUUUGGGACAGGAGAUUAUUGGCAUUCUCCAACAUUAACUGCUAACAUGGGAUUUGUUAGAGCUGUUUCACAAACAGGAAUGUCUCUUUUUACCUUUGAGCAUAGACCACGUGCUCUCACAGUCCCUUUCCAACUUUUAUAUCCACUGUUUUGCUUUAAGCUAGACAUUUCAUCGAUAUCUGCAAUGGAGCAACUUGAGCACUUCAGUCACAAUCAUCCACUCAACCUUGUCCAACUACAAACAAACCACAAUGAAGAGGAAGAUGUAGAUGACUUUGUGGUUGAAGACCACCAUGUUGGCCAAUGCAACAUGUGUGAGGAUGACAAUCCUAAUCUUCUCUGUUGUCCAUUUCCUGAUGAAAGUUACAAUCUUCUCACGCACCAUUUUAUCAAUAAUGAGAAGGACUUUGUAGUACUUGAUGAAAACCAUGGUGAACCGCUUAAAUAUCUUACUCACAAUCACCCACUGGUUCUUGUAGACAAGCAAACAUCACUGAAUAAGAAUUCGAUUUUACUUCACAACCCCUUGAAGAAAAUUCAACUAUUAUGUGAUGGAUGUGUGAAACCAAUCACAGAAAUACCAUUUUACAAGUAUUUAAAAGACGUUCAUCUAGAUUGUGGGUUUGUUCUUCAUGAGUGGUGUGCUAGGCUACCCCCUAAAAUAGAAGACCACCCUGGGCAUCCAAACCAUACACUUUCUCUCAUGCCAGACAUUACUACUGAAAUGUUUCGUGUUUUUGGGUGUAAAAUUUGCAUGUUACUACGUUGAUGGUAUCGUCUCAUCUCGUUUUACUGUGAAAGUGAAUAAAGGUGCAGCCUUUUUUUUUUGCGUCCUUCUGUCCCCUGUUUUAAUUCAUAAAACCUGCAUAUAUACUACUUUUAGCCUCCCCUGUAAUACCAACAUAUGCAUAUAAUGCUCUCCCUUCAUGUAAAGAUUAAAAAAAAAGUCGUUUGGUUUGGGCUUGGUGUAUGUAGCCAUACUCUUUACUUUUGUUAUUUAUAUCGUCAAUCAUUUUUAACUAGCUUCGGA
Messenger RNA from Lactuca saligna, 2262 nucleotides. The record is from the annotation of a GenBank genome assembly. NCBI's taxonomy places the organism in Eukaryota, Viridiplantae, Streptophyta, Magnoliopsida, Asterales, Asteraceae.